This is a messenger RNA of Cavia porcellus (domestic guinea pig), 5685 nucleotides long. RefSeq names its product EMSY transcriptional repressor, BRCA2 interacting (gene Emsy). The record is from RefSeq and is a predicted model, not a curated record. Gene Ontology annotation, biological process: regulation of DNA-templated transcription. Gene Ontology annotation, cellular component: nucleoplasm. The transcript has 22 exons. The coding region runs from base 195 to 4259 and encodes 1354 amino acids. NCBI's taxonomy places the organism in Eukaryota, Metazoa, Chordata, Mammalia, Rodentia, Caviidae.
AACUACACUUCCCGAUUAUCAACGCGCGCCUGCGCCUGCGCUCUGGUACUUGUCGCCAUCUUGCCCCUUCUGAGGCACAGCAAACAAACCCUAUUCCUGGUGUCCCCUAGUCUUGGCGGAGGAGCCUUUUAGAUGAGCCCCGAAAAGCCGGGCAGGGAAGACAAGCUCUUUGGGGCUACCAAAUAUAAGCAGCAAUGCCUGUUGUGUGGCCAACCCUUUUGGAUCUCAGCAGGGAUGAAUGCAAAAGGAUUCUUCGAAAAUUGGAAUUGGAGGCAUAUGCUGGCGUUAUCACUGCACUUCGAGCACAGGGAGAUCUCACCAAGGAAAAAAAGGAUCUUCUUGGAGAACUCUCAAAAGUUCUUAGCAUCUCAACAGAACGCCACCGUGCUGAAGUUCGGAGAGCAGUAAACGAUGAACGGUUAACAACAAUUGCACAUAAAAUGAAUUUAUCCUUAUAUUUGGGUGAAAGACCAAGUUACAGUAUGUCUGGACCUAAUAGCUCUUCAGAAUGGUCCAUUGAAGGUCGUCGAUUGGUACCACUGAUGCCCCGACUAGUUCCCCAAACAGCAUUCACUGUAACAGCUAAUGCUGUUGCCAAUGCAGCUAUUCAGCACAAUGCAUCUCUUCCCGUGCCUGCAGAAACAGGAAGCAAAGAAGUAGUGGUUUGUUAUUCCUACACAAGUACCACGUCAACCCCAACCUCUACCCCCGUUCCAAGUGGCAGCAUAGCAACGGUUAAGUCUCCAAGACCUGCCAGUCCUGCCUCCAAUGUAGUUGUCUUGCCAAGUGGAAGUACUGUUUAUGUCAAAAGUGUUAGCUGUUCAGAUGAAGAUGAAAAACCCAGAAAACGAAGGCGAACAAACUCUUCUAGCUCCUCUCCUGUUGUCCUAAAGGAAGUUCCAAAGGCUGUUGUUCCAGUUUCAAAGACGAUCACUGUGCCUGUGAGUGGCAGUCCCAAGAUGAGCAACAUCAUGCAGAGCAUUGCUAACUCCUUACCACCCCACAUGUCUCCUGUGAAAAUAACCUUUACCAAACCGUCAACACAGACAACAAACACAACAACACAGAAGGUUAUUAUAGUGACCACAUCACCAAGUUCUACCUUCGUACCCAACAUUCUCUCCAAAUCCCAUAACUAUGCAGCGGUCACUAAACUUGUACCAACAUCAGUCAUUGCUUCCACAACUCAGAAGCCACCGGUUGUUAUAACUGCUUCACAGUCCUCUCUGGUCAGUAGUAGCAGCAGUGGCAGCAGCAGUUCUACACCAUCACCUAUUCCUAGUACAGUUGCGGUAACAGCUGUUGUAUCCUCCACACCGUCUGUUGUCAUGUCAACAGUAGCACAAGGUGUAUCUACAUCAGCAAUCAAAAUGGCAACAACAAGACUUCCUUCCCCCAAAAGCUUAGUGAGUACCCCGACCCAGAUUCUUGCACAGUUUCCUAAACAGCAUCAACAAUCUCCUAAACAGCAGUUACAUCAAGUACAACAACAGGCACAGCCUUCUGUGGCUCAACCUUCUCUAGUAUCUCAUCAACAACAGCCUCAGCAAUCUUCUUUGCCACCUGGUAUCAAACCUACCAUCCAAAUCAAACAGGAAUCAGGUGUUAAAAUCAUCACACAACAGGUUCAACCAAGUAAAAUCUUACCUAAACCAGUAACUGCAACUCUACCCACCAGUAGCAAUUCCCCUAUUAUGGUAGUUAGCAGUAAUGGUGCAAUUAUGACAACUAAACUGGUGACCACUCCUACUGGCACACAGGCAACCUAUACCCGGCCAACAGUGAGCCCAUCCAUAGGUCGGAUGGCUGCAACCCCUGGAGCUGCAACUUAUGUGAAAACCACCAGUGGUAGCAUCAUUACAGUAGUACCAAAAUCAUUAGCUACUUUGGGGGGCAAGAUAAUUAGCAGUAAUAUAGUUUCUGGAACAACUACCAAAAUCACUACAAUCCCAAUGAGUUCCAAGCCCAAUGUGAUUGUUGUGCAAAAGACUACAGGAAAAGGAACGACCAUUCAAGGGCUCCCAGGCAAAAAUGUUGUCACAACAUUGCUAAAUGCUGGAGGAGAAAAGACUAUUCAGACAGUGCCAACAGGAGCAAAGCCAGCUAUCAUUACUGCUACAAGACCAAUCACCAAAAUGAUCGUAACUCAGCCAAAAGGAAUAGGUUCCACAGUUCAACCAGCAGCUAAAAUCAUCCCAACAAAAAUUGUUUAUGGGCAACAAGGGAAAACACAGGUUCUUAUUAAACCCAAACCAGUGACAUUUCAGGCCACAGUUGUUAGUGAACAGACAAGACAACUGGUAACAGAAACAUUACAGCAAGCAUCCAGGGUAGCAGAGGCUGGUAAUUCAUCUGUUCAGGAAGGAAAAGAAGAACCACAGAGUUAUACAGAUAGUAGUUCCUCUUCUACAGAAUCCUCCCAAAGUUCCCAAGAUUCCCAGCCUGUGGUUCAUGUAAUUGCUUCCCGGCGUCAGGAUUGGUCAGAACAUGAGAUUGCAAUGGAGACUAGCCCUACCAUAAUAUAUCAGGAUGUAUCCAGUGAAUCACAAUCAGCUACUUCAACAAUCAAAGCUCUGUUAGAACUCCAACAGACAACAGUAAAAGAAAAGUUGGAAUCUAAACCAAGACAACCUACUAUUGACUUGAGUCAAAUGGCAGUGCCUAUUCAGAUGACCCAGGAAAAGAGACAUUCUCCUGAGAGCCCAUCAAUUGCUGUGGUAGAGUCAGAACUAGUUGCUGAAUAUAUCACUACUGAACGCACUGAUGAGGGGACAGAGGUUGCUUUUCCCCUUCUAGAUGCUGUGGCGAUUUCUGGAGAAAUAUCAUCAUCACCUCCUCUAUUUUCAGUCAGCCAUCGCUCCCAGCCUCAACAACCUUCUCAGGCCCAGCGGACACUGCUCCAGCAUGUGGCUCAGUCACAGACCGCAACACAAACUUCAGUGGUGGUGAAGUCCAUCCCAGCAUCCUCUCCUGGAGCAAUCACUCAUAUCAUGCAGCAGGCAUUAAGCAGUCACACUGCUUUUACCAAACACAGCGAGGAACUUGGAACUGAGGAGGGCGAGGUUGAAGAGAUGGACACUUUAGACCCUCAGACAGGUCUGUUUUACCGAUCUGCCCUGACUCAGUCACAGUCAGCUAAACAGCAAAAACUUAGCCAGCCCCAGCUGGAACAGACUCAGCUGCAAGUGAAAACUCUGCAGUGCUUCCAGACUAAACAGAAGCAGACCAUCCACCUGCAGGCAGACCAGCUCCAGCACAAACUCCCGCAAAUGCCCCAGCUUUCCAUCAGGCAUCAAAAACUCACCCCUCUCCAGCAAGAACAAGCACAGCCUAAGCCAGAUGUACAGCACACACAGCAUCCUAUGGUGGCCAAAGACAGGCAGCUUCCUACCUUAAUGGCACAGCCCCCGCAAACGGUAGUACAGGUGCUUGCAGUGAAAACUACGCAGCAACUCCCCAAGCUGCAGCAGGCUCCGAACCAACCAAAAAUCUACGUGCAACCCCAAACCCCCCAGAGCCAAAUGUCGCUCCCCGCCUCAUCAGAGAAACAGCCGGCAAGCCAGGUGGAGCAGCCAAUUAUAACCCAAGGAUCCUCUGUUACAAAGAUAACUUUUGAGGGGCGUCAGCCUCCCACAGUCACAAAGAUAACUGGUGGCAGUUCUGUGCCUAAACUGACAUCACCAGUUACAAGCAUAUCUCCCAUUCAGGCCUCUGAGAAGACAGCAGUUUCAGACAUUUUGAAAAUGUCUUUGAUGGAAGCUCAGAUUGAUACAAAUGUAGAGCAUAUGAUAGUGGAUCCCCCAAAGAAGGCUCUUGCCACUAGUAUGCUCACUGGUGAAGCAGGAUCAUUACCUUCUACCCACAUGGUGGUGGCAGGGAUUGUGAAUUCCACUCCUCAGCAACAGAAAUGUAGAGAGUCCUGUUCAAGUCCGUCUGCUGUUGGCCCUCCCCUAACGACCAGGAAAAUCGAUGUACCAGGAGUGCAUACAACAGGCCAGUUCAUGCGUAUUCAGAAUGUAGGCCAAAAGAAAACUGAAGAGAGCCCAGCAGAAAUUAUCAUCCAGGCCAUUCCCCAGUAUGCUAUUCCUUGUCACUCCAGCUCCAAUGUGGUUGUGGAGCCCAGUGGACUUCUUGAGCUAAACAAUUUCACCAGUCAGCAACUGGAUGAUGAUGAGACAGCAAUGGAGCAAGACAUAGACAGUAGCACGGAGGAUGGAACUGAGCCUAGCCCCUCUCGGAGUUCUGCUGAACGGUCCUAGUGUUUUGGAUACAGGAAUGCACUUUAAAACCUGCUUGGUUACCAAGUGUCCAGGGAAACUCUUGAAUUCUAAUGUCAAAGAAAGGAAAAAAAGAAGAAAAAGGAAAAAAAAAAAAGCACUUUGCCCGUACUUAAGCUACGGACCCUAAAACAGCAGUAUUUCAAUAAGAUAUUGCUGCAGGAGUAGCAUUUUAGCAAACUAAAACUCACAGGGGAAUGUACUUUUAAAAAAAUUAUUAAAAAAAAAAGAUAAAAAGAAGAGGAUGCACAUCUACAGAGAUUCAAGAUCUGAUAUUCUUUCUCUGUUGGACCAUGGCCAAUGGAAAAGUUUUGUGUUGCAGUGAAAAGAGACUUCCAUUGAGCAAGUUGCCAUCAAAAAAGGAGAGUAUGAAUAGUUUGUAUUUUGAAAAGAUGUGUCAUGAACAGUUUUUAAAAAUCUUGUAUGUUUUUGCAAAUCCCUGGAAGUGUUGAACUGGUUAACGUUUUACGUUUGCUCAGUUGAUAAUUAGUGUAUAAAUAUCUAGGAAAAUACUGGCAUUAAAGAACCCUUUUUGGAGGGCAGAAAACAGAUCCGUAACCAGUAGGAAGUGCUUUUUGGGUGGCUUGUACAUUCUCAUUGUGUAUGCUAAUUUAUUGUGUUUUUCCUUUGUGCUCUAGACAGCACACUUGCCUUCUAUUUAUUUAAGUGUAAACAUUUCAAAGCAGGCCAUAGUCCUUCUGACACAUUUCUUGUAAACCAGGACUGUAUUUCUUUCCAUCUCCCAUUCUUCCUCCAGUGCCCUUCAAGAAAAUUAUUAGAAAAUGUACUAUUGUAAAGUAGAGGGAAAAAAUUUUUUUUUCUGGCCCAAAGGAAAUGUUCAUUUACAUUAAGAAAAGCAAAUUAUUCAUUCACGUGCUGUUUAAUGUUGAAAUUGCACAUUCAUGUUAGACUGAAACUUUAAACUAAUUUUUACAUACUUUUGUUUAAGCCCCUUUGAAAUGUAUAAAAAAGUUGAUUUAUAGAUCUAAAUGUAAUGUUUUUAAGCAUUCUACCUUUUUUAGGACACUGUUUUAUCAGUGUAUUUUGGUCUUGUGAUUGUUAUCUGUCAUGAGUGAGGGGAAAUGAGGUGGGAGGAUAAGAGUUUUGACAAGUAAUGGCAAAGGAAACUAUACUUUUCAUUUUUAAAACUGUAAAUAGAAAAGUUUUUAACGGUUUUUAUAAAGAUUUCACUAUAAAUAAGCAUUUUAAGACUGACAAAUGUUGAAUUGUACGUACGUAUAUCAGCAUUACUGCCCAAUUUUUUUGGUGCUGAAGUACUGUAAGUAGAAUUCAUCAAGUCUUCUAAUUUUGCAUCUAUCUGGAAAAAAGAAAAGCUGUGAUACUAUGGUUAAUAAAUUCCCACUAAAACAACACUGAAGAUUUCAACACAAGCAUUCAUAAUGUGCAA